AUGUCAGAACCACGAAUCUGGAAAUUGGAAAAGGAUUUGUGUAGAUGCUGUCACGCCGAGGGGAAGUUUACAAAUUUAUCAAAGGCUGUGAUGGAUCAACAAGAUAUAUAUUGCGAUAUGUUAAGCCGUUGCUUUGAUAUUGAUAUAAGCCCUGUGCCAGGCGACCUUUGUAAUGCGACAUAUACUAUAUGUGAAGAUUGUGCGACGAAAGUGCAAAAUGCAAAUAUGUUUAAGAUACAAGUGUUAAGGUGCGAAGAGAAAUUCUACGAUAUGUUACAGAAUAACUUGAUUGAAGCGGCAGCUCCAACAUCAAUAAAAUGUGAGCCAAUAGAGAGCAUAGAAGAAGAUCCAAGCUUACUAAGUGAUAACGAGGCGGGCAAUGAUUCGGAAACUGCUUUUGACAUGAAAAUGGAGGACAGCGACGGAGAGGACACAACGCAAGAGCAGAAGAACCAACUCAACAAACUGAGGCGGAGGUCCACAAAAGUCGACGGAAUACUAAGGAAUAUGCUCACAGCAACCGGUACAGCCAAAGUGAAGAAGAAAGCCAAACCUAAACCGAAGAAAAAGACGAAGACAAAGAAGAUACCGCCAUCGGAAGAAGCCGUUAAGACUGAGAAGCAGAAAGAAGGCGCGAGCACGGUCAAGCCCAGUGACAUAAUCAAGAUAGACGGAACCUAUGCGUGCGCGCAUUGCGAGAUAAAAUACACAAAGAUCCCUUCGUUAAAGCACCACCUCCGGACGAAGCACUACAGGGAGAAGACUUACAAGUGCCACUGUGGGCAGGAACUGCUCACAGCGUCUGCCUUCGUCAAGCACAAAUACGAAGAGCACGAUAUAGACGAGAGAUUCGAAUGCGCCGCUUGCCCGAUCAAAUUUAACUCCCGGAGGCAGUUGAGGAAACACAUAAACGGGUACCAUAUGUUGGGGGUGAAGAGUAAGUGUCCAUUGUGUGAUUACGAGACGUUCAACCGGGAAUCGUUGUACAAACACAAAUUCAAACAUAAAACGAUCAAGGACCUGCAGUGCAGGUUCUGCAAGAAGGCAUUCGUAAGGAAGUCAACCCUCGAAUUGCACGAGAGGAUCCACACGGGGGAUAGGAGGAAAGUUUGCACCGUUUGCGGUCAGGCGUUCGUUCAGAAGGCCAGUCUGAACUAUCACAUGACGAAGUACCAUCCGGAGCGCUUCUCCACAAAGGGACAAGGAAAUGAUGCAGCCAUUUUUGUUUUAGGCGUCGCAAACAACACAGAAGAUUAUACAAUAGUAGAAGAUAACGGACAAUUGUACCAAUGCAAUGCGUGCGGAAAAGGGUUCAAACAGAAACGUUUCUUCAGCCAGCACCACAGAACGGUCCAUUUGAAACUCGGUAGCAAGAUGACGGGCUGUCAUUUCUGCGAGCAAAAGGUGAAGGCGCAUUUGCGCGCGAAACACAUGGAAGAACAACAUGGCGUCCCGGCGCCCACGUGCAACGCGUGCGGCAGAAAGUUCUCCUACCCUCACCAAGUUAUCUGCCAUCAGAAAACGUUUCAUAUGGGCGAAAAGAAUAUUGUCUGCCCGAUUUGUGAUAUGAAGUUCGGGUCUAAAGUUAAUCUUUAUCAGCACAGAGUGAAGCAUUUGGCUGAGAAGUUGCAUAAGUGUGACGUUUGUGAUGAGAGGUUUAAGUGGCGGAAGCAGUGGUCGCGGCAUAUGGUGAAGCAUAGACAGUUAUCGGACGCCGACGAGCAAAUAUGCUCAAUACGCCGCGAGGACGACGGCUCGCACACUUACACCUGCAAGACCUGCUCGAGAACAUACAAACGCCUGGAUUCCAUCAAGCAGCAUUACAGGCACGUGCAUUUGAAGCUGAGGCCCAAGUUGCACGGAUGCCACUACUGCCCGGAAAAGGUGGGGGCGCAUAUGCGCGCGCAACACAUGGAGGAAGCGCACGGGAUCCCGGCGCCAUCUUGCGGCGCGUGCGGUAAAAAGUUUGCGUUCCCCUUCCUCGUGGUGAGACACCAGAAGACCUUUCACAUGGGGGAGAGGAACUACGUUUGUCCCGUUUGCGAUAUGAGCUUCGGGACGAAGCCAAACUUGAGGCAGCAUGUUAUCAAGCAUACGACGGAACGACCUUUCAAAUAUUGGCGCGAAGACAAAUUCCAAAUAGUGGACGAAGGCGGUCUACCCGCCUACCAGUGCGUGGACUGCGGCCGCACCUUCAAAAAGCGCGACCACUUCUCCCAACACUACAAGUUUGUCCACCUCAAGAUGCGGCCCAAACUCCGCAGUUGCCACCUCUGCAACAUCAAAGUACCCACGCAAUACCGCCCGUUUCACAUGGAACAAGCUCAUGGAUUACCAGCGCCAACGUGUGGGGCUUGCGGGAAGAAAUUCGCCUUCCCCAACCAGGUUCUGCGCCACCAGAAAAUCUACCACAUGGGCGAGAAGCAGUUCACAUGCGGCGUUUGCGAUAUGAAGUUCGCGUCCAAGCGGAUGUUGUCAAACCAUUCGAUAAUUCACACGGCGUUAAGGCCUUACAAAUGUAACUAUUGCGACAAGAGUUUUCGCUGGAAGAAGAACUUGAAGACUCAUAUUUAUAUGCACCUGGAUGUGAGGAAGCACGUCUGCCAGAUUUGCGAAGAGUCGUUCGUGCAGCAGACGAGCUUGAAGUACCAUAUGACGAAGAAACACGCGGAAACGUUAUAG
Molecule: messenger RNA, 2682 nt
Organism: Leptosia nina
Lineage: Eukaryota; Metazoa; Arthropoda; Insecta; Lepidoptera; Pieridae
Source: the annotation of a GenBank genome assembly